Messenger RNA from Trichogramma pretiosum, 2196 nucleotides. RefSeq names its product interferon-inducible double-stranded RNA-dependent protein kinase activator A homolog. The transcript has 7 exons. Lineage: Eukaryota; Metazoa; Arthropoda; Insecta; Hymenoptera; Trichogrammatidae. The record is from RefSeq and is a predicted model, not a curated record. The coding region runs from base 602 to 1744 and encodes 380 amino acids.
CGAAACAGAGACUAGUAACCGAUCCGACAGCUCGGGCUGAGCACACACAGAUAGAGACCAGCGAGCGUCGCGGGUAGUUUUCCCUUUUUCGCAGCUCCAUCGAGCCAUUAUUUCCCGUCGUCAAACGAAUCAAGCUUUUUGUGAGCCUUUGCCAAAGACGUUCACAUUCUGCGUGGUUCGCUUUUCGCUUACGAGGAAAUUGCUGGAAUCGCUGGAGCCGUGGUCUGUAUCCGAAAACUCGUCGUUGUCGUGCGCGAAAUAUUAAACGGUCGCUCGUUUAAAACACCCUUGCUGCCGACGCUACCCACCGUCGUCGUCGUUGCGUCCGUCUAUACGUAUACCCAAAAAUAUAUAUUAUACGUAGCGCGUUGUGUGCUAUAUCUCCCCCAAACUCCUGCAGCAGCUCUAUAAAGUCUCGUAAAGAUUCUGCAACCGAAUUUAGGAGUCUCUCGUGCUUUCUCGACGUUGACGUCGGCAUUGUGCGCGAGUGGGUCUCUUGGCAUCUCUUGGUUUUUCUCGCAAAUUCCAGUCGUCGAGCGAGUGUGGCCGAUAACUCCGAAAACAAAUAUCACGCUCACUGACGUCUACAAUUAAGCCUGCCAUGAUGUUGUACCAUGAUGAGAAUGGAUCAAUCAAUGAUAUUUCUCCAAGCAGUGAUAAUAAUAGCAUGAAAAUGGUUCCAAUGAGUCAACCAACAACCUUCAAUCGUCGUCCCAAAAUCAAAGCAAACAUGCAUGCACUGAUGUGUGAAGCAUUACCUCUUGAUGAGGCUGCCAGAUUAGAAAUGAAAGCCUUACCAAGUAAGACACCUGUUUCUGUUUUACAAGAAUUGUUAUCGCGAAGAGGAACUACUCCAAAGUAUGAACUUGUGCAAAUUGAAGGAGCAAUUCAUGAACCAACAUUUCGCUAUAGAGUCACCGUUGCUGAUGUUGUUGCUGUAGGAACUGGCAGAUCUAAAAAAGAAGCCAAGCAUGCUGCAGCAAAAGCUGUAUUAGAUAAAUUAAUUGGAGUGAGCACUGAAAACCCUGAGGCUCCAAUCCCAAAUAGUAUUUCUGAUGCUCAAGGUAUGCAAGACAUGCAAAGCAGUUUUGGAGAUGACAAAAUUGCAAAUAAUCCAAUCGGCUCUUUGCAAGAAUUGUGUAUGUCUCGUCAUUGGCCGCCACCUAGGUAUUCUAUGCAAGGUGAAGAAGGAUUACCUCAUGAAAGAGAAUUCACAAUUAUUUGCCAUAUUUUACAAUUUGAGCAAGUUGGUCAGGGCAAAAGCAAAAAAUUAGCUAAAAGACAAGCUGCACAUAAAAUGUGGCUAGCUCUUCAAGAUACUUCUAGUCUUACGGUAGCUGAAGAAACCAAAAUUCCGGGAAAAUCUCUUGUUCCUCAAUAUACUGAGCUAAAAGAAUGUAGAAUUGCCACAUUGACAACUGUACAUAGUCAUAAAGUAUCACAAUUUCACAAAACUCUAAAAUGUUCUAAAGGUGAUAAACUUGAUGAGCUUCAGGAUAAAUCUCUCAAUCAUGAUGUUAUCAAUCUUGUUCAAUUUUUACAAGAGAUUGCCCUGGAGCAAAAGUUUGAAGUAACCUAUGUGGACAUUGAGGAAAGAUCAAAAACUGGUAAAUGUCAAUGCUUAGUACAAUUGUCAACACUACCUGUUGCGGUAUGCUACGGCUCAGGCCGUACGAGCAAUGAUGCUCAGGCGGCAGCGGCUCAGAACGCCUUGGAAUACUUAAAAAUCAUGACUAAAAAAUGAGGUGUCUAAUUCUUUUGCUUUUAUCGGACCAACGAUUCUCCUUUUUGAGGUAACAAAAAUAACACCGAUCAUAAGAAUGUCGUCAGCGGAAAUGAAAAACUUCGAUUUCACUAAAAUUCAACUAGCAACAAGUAUGGUAAUGAAUGUAAUGCGUGUUGUAAAAACCAUCACACCAAAUUACCAAUCCCAAUAUUGGUAGGAGACUAACUAAUGUGGUUCAUAUUGAAUCUGAAGAUUAUUUUUCCGUUUUGAAAGAUGAGCAAAAUUGUAAUAGAAAAUCGAUUGAUUCGCAAUUUGUUUUUAAAAAAGUUAUCCAAGACAUAUUUAAAAGGUAUAUAAUAAUCAUUUCCUGUGUCAGAUAUCGUUGUCUGCUCUAAUAAUAAUCAUUAAACGGUUGUCAUUAUGAUUUAACAAUAAACAAUAUCAGUAUACAAUUUCUCAUUUUUCACAAU